ACACGUGAAGUAUCUAGUUUUUACGGCACACGUCACUUCCAUCAAAGUACAUCGCAGAAGUUACACUUGACAACGUGCUCCCGACUUUGUACUUCACCAACAUGGACGGCAAUAGCAAGACACUAAAAUAUUCAGAGGGAGCGACCGAAGCUUCGGAAGCAAGUGUAGCGGUCUCUCUGGCUUCAUGUUUGGGACGUGUUGGAUGGUGUGUCCCGCUCAGCUAUCGCAUUGAACUGCUUCAACUCUUCAAGCUAGCCGGGCCAGUGGUCAUUUCCCAGUUGAUGGUGUUUAUGAUCAGCGUCGUCAGCACGGUGUUCUGUGGCCACCUGGGGAAAACAGAACUUGCAGCAGUGUCAUUAUCAAUAGCGGUGGUUAAUGUCACAGGCAUUUCCAUUGGCACUGGUUUGUCCAUGACUUGCGAUACCCUCAUAUCUCAGACAUAUGGGAGCGGUAACCUGAAGCGCGUGGGAGUGAUUCUCCAGAGGGGAAUUCUAAUUCUGCUGCUGGCUUGCUUCCCAUGCUGGGCUGUCCUCAUACAAACUGAACCUCUUCUACUGGCUGUCAAACAGAGCCACAAUGUUGCCAGACUGUCACAACUUUACGUGAAGAUCACCAUGCCUGCUUUGCCGGCGGCAUUUAUGUACCAGCUACAAGGGAGAUAUCUUCAAAAUCAGGGAAUAAUUUGGCCUCAGGUCAUAACGGGUGUAAUUGGAAACAUCCUAAAUGCAGUCAUCAACUACAUCUUCCUCUAUCCACUCAAUUUGGGAGUUGCUGGAUCCGCAGCAGCCAACGCGAUCUCACAGUACAUGUUGGCCGUGGUCUUAUUUGUUUACAUUUGCUGGAGAGGUUUGCACAAAGCGACAUGGGAAGGUUGGUCACUGGACUGUCUUCAAGAGUGGGGGCCCUUUGUCAAACUGGCCAUACCGAGCAUGCUCAUGCUUUGUCUUGAGUGGUGGAUGUUUGAAGUGGGAGGGAUCCUUGCUGGCUUAAUUAGUGAGGCAGAGCUAGGAGCUCAAGCUAUAAUAUAUCAGCUGGAAACUGUAGCUUUUAUGUUCCCACUUGGAUUUUCUGCUGCUGCCAGUGUACGAGUGGGGAAUGCUCUUGGUGCAGGAAACAUUGAGCAGGCCCAGCUGUCUUGCAAAGUUCCUAUCAUCUGUGCAUUCAUAAUGGCCUGUUUCGUGGGAGCUAGUCUCAGCCUUUGCAGGAAUGUCAUUGGAUACAUUUUCACCACAGAAGAAGAAAUUUUGAAGAGGGUUGCUGAUGUAGUGAUGAUUCUCAGCUUCAUGCAUCUCGCUGAUGCUGUUGCGGGAGUGAGUGGAGGUGCCAUUCGAGGAGCGGGGAAACAAAAGAUUGGCGCUGCAUGUAAUCUGGUGGGAUACUACAUCAUUGGCCUUCCCAUCGGUGUGUCCUUGAUGUUUGCAGCAGGAAUGGGCAUCAUAGGAUUUUGGACAGGACUUACUGUUUGUGUGUUGAUGCAGUCUAUUUUCUUCAUCAUAUUUUUGUAUAAGCUUGAUUGGAAGAAGGUUGCUGAAGAGGCACUCUUGAGAGCUGGAGUCCAGGUCAAGGUUGAUCAGGACAUGUCCCCAAUGAAAGAUUUAGACUCGAACCCCGAACUGGGUAAGGCUAAUGACACGGCAUUCAGUUGUGAGAGCGCUGAAGAGGACCACAACCCCCAAGAGUUUCCUGACCAACAUAAAUUUGGAAUCACCAUAGUUGGAGAUGUUCUCUCACUACCACAGCUGCUGUUACGCCGUGGCUUGACUUUAUUUUUAAUGGUUGUCAUCCUUGUGGUCGGAAUCUUAGCCAAUCAAUUUUUCACUGAAAGGCUGAAAUGAUUCUUUGCCUGGUUUGAUUGCUCAAUCAUCUCCUAAAGCAGUGGUUCUCAACUGCUUUGAUUGGGGACCAGAGGUGGGUAGAGUAGCCAGAAAUUGUACUCAAGUAAGAGUACUGUUACUUUAGAGAUUUAUUACUCAAGUAGAAGUAAGGAGUAGUCACCCAAAUAUUUAAUUGAGUAAAAGUAAAAAGUAUGUUGUGAAAAAACUACUCAAGUACUGAGUAACUGAUGAGUAACCUGUUCGUUUAAUGAUGACGAACAGGUAAUGCACAAAAACAUAAAAAUAGCAAUGAGCAAAUUCAGAGCCAGGAAUAUCUCUUAAGCAACUAAAACAAUAAUAUAUAUUAAAUAAUAAUUUAUUAACAUGAAAAAAUUAAGGCAAAUUGAGCCACAAUAACUUAACAGCACCAUAGGCUCUGUAGGCAGAGAUUACAAAGGAAAAUAACAAGUUAGCCUUUACGCAAACCAUAAACUGGUUACGCUGCACGUUGGGCUGCACGUGGCUUUGGAGCAAUCAAAGCUGCUCACACAGUCACUAAGGUGGGCAAAUUGUUUGACAUGUCAACUUAAUGUGUAUUAUAUUUAUCCAUGAGAGCAUUUUCGUUGUAAAUUGUGAGGUGUGUCAGUUAAAAUCAAGGUUGUUUUUACAAAUGAUGACAAAUGUGAACAAGAGCAUGUAUUGUCUUUGUGUGAUGAUGUAAAUGAGGUGUGGUUGUAUUGUAUAUUAAGUAUGUGUCCAUUAAAGGGCAUUUUAUGACUUUUUUCUUAAUACUUGUGUAUGAUUUUAUUGUCAUAGAUUUAUUGCAUGAUUUUUGUAUCCCUUUAAUUUAGGUAGCCAGGGACUGCAGAUGGAAAUUACCAUAUUUAGCUAAAUCUGGUACAGAACAUAUCUGUCUUUGAGCUUAAUGUUUCUGUGCAUUGUUCCUUCAAAUAAAGA
Molecule: messenger RNA, 2771 nt
Organism: Entelurus aequoreus (snake pipefish)
Lineage: Eukaryota; Metazoa; Chordata; Actinopteri; Syngnathiformes; Syngnathidae
Product: multidrug and toxin extrusion protein 1-like
Exons: 16
Coding region: 102-1835 (577 amino acids)
Biological process (GO): xenobiotic detoxification by transmembrane export across the plasma membrane
Cellular component (GO): membrane
Molecular function (GO): xenobiotic transmembrane transporter activity; antiporter activity
Source: RefSeq, a predicted model, not a curated record